Molecule: messenger RNA, 897 nt
Organism: Exophiala aquamarina CBS 119918
Lineage: Eukaryota; Fungi; Ascomycota; Eurotiomycetes; Chaetothyriales; Herpotrichiellaceae
Exons: 3
Coding region: 1-897 (298 amino acids)
Source: RefSeq, a predicted model, not a curated record
AUGAGUGCGAACACAGGACACGCAGGCAUCGGGCUCGAGACAACUCGACAUCUUGCAGCAAAUGGUGCUCGGGUAUACAUCGCAGGUCGGUCCGAAGCUCGAGUGAACGAAGCCAUCUCCAAGAUGCAGUCACUUCAAUCUUCGUUAGACGUCCGCUUCCUGAAAAUGGACCUGCAAGACCUUAAAACCAUCAAGGAGGCUGCAGCAGAAUUCAUGCAGAAAGAGACGAGGCUGGACAUCCUGGUCAACAAUGCAGGGAUCAUGGCUAGCCCUUUCGAAUUGACGAAAGACGGUUAUGAGAACCAGUGGCAGACCAAUUUCCUAGCACACCAUGCCCUAUCUCUCUCCUUGAUACCUCUAUUCCAACAGACUGCCCGGCUUAAUAAUGGCAGGAAAGCAAGCGUGAGAAUCGUGAGCGUGGCCAGCGACAUGGCUUUUCUGGUGGGCCCCAAGAAUAUAAACUACAAGGAUCCUAAUCUGAUGGACCUGACGGGAAGGCUCGCCCCAUGGAAACGCUACAGCCACAGCAAGCAGGCAAACAUCAUAGGUGCCAAAGCGAUCAAUGACCACUACCAACACCUGGGAAUUACGGCAUAUUCACUCCAUCCAGGCAUCAUCAAGACGAAUUUGCAGAGCCAUGACACGACUAUACUUGGGUCGAUCACGAGGGUCGCCAUGAAUGUUGGGCCAACGUUUUCCACACUAGAUGGCUCCCGUAAUUCCUUGUAUUGCGCGACCAGUCCAAAAGCUGCAAGCGAAGGCGGUUGCUACUUCGUUCCAUUUGGGAAGGUAGAUCACAAGGCGGACAAGUGGCUAAAUGACCCAGACGCGGUGAAGCAGUUGUGGGACUUGGCCAUCCGACAGCUGACAAAGAGUGGUUUUGAGUUUCAGCUGUGA